AUGCCCCGAUACUAUGAGAACAAGUACCCAGAGGUGGACCAACUGGUCAUGGUCCAGGUCCUCUCCAUUGAGGACAUGGGAGCCUACGUCAAGCUGCUCGAAUACGACGGUAUCGAGGGAAUGAUCCUCCUCUCCGAGCUCUCCAGAAGACGUAUCCGAUCAGUGCAAAAGUUGAUCCGAGUCGGGCGGAAUGAGGUGGUGGUUGUGAUGCGCGUGGACCCAGAUAAGGGCUAUAUCGACCUGUCAAAACGCCGAGUCUCAGCAGAAGAAGUGGUCAAAUGCGAGGAAAAUUACGAAAAGGGAAAAGCGGUCGACUCGAUCAUUACUCAGGUCGCCAAGAAGAGGGAUGUUGAUGCGGAUGAUCUGUAUGAAAAGAUCGCGUGGCCGCUGCAUAAGCAGUAUGGACAUACGUACGAGGCGUUCAAGUUGAGCAUAACCGAACCCGACGCGGUCUUCGCCCCCCUCUCACUCCCCGCCGACACCCUCUCCGACCUCCGCUCCGUCAUCGCCCGCCGCCUCACCCCCAAGCCCGUCAAGGUCCGCGCCGACGUCGAAGUCAAGUGCUUUGCUUACCAAGGCAUCGAGGCGAUCCGCACCGCCCUCCGCGCGGGCGAGGCGGUCGGCACGGACGAGGUGCCCAUCAAGAUUAGGCUGGUCGCGCCCCCGCUGUAUGUGAUUAGCACGACGAGCACGGAUAAGAAUGCGGCGAUGGAGACGAUGGAGAAGGCGGUCGAGGCGAUUGGGGAGAGUAUUAAGGAGGAGGGAGGGGAUAUGGUCAUCAAGAUGAAUCCUAAAAUCGUAUCCGACACGGACGACGCCGAACUCAAGGAGCUCAUGGAGCGGUUCGAAAAGCAAAACAUGGACGUUGCGGGCGAUGACGACUCGGACGAGGACGAGGAAUAG
This is a messenger RNA of Dioszegia hungarica, 903 nucleotides long. Its product is annotated as putative eukaryotic translation initiation factor 2 alpha subunit. NCBI's taxonomy places the organism in Eukaryota, Fungi, Basidiomycota, Tremellomycetes, Tremellales, Bulleribasidiaceae. Gene Ontology annotation, cellular component: eukaryotic translation initiation factor 2 complex; eukaryotic 48S preinitiation complex; multi-eIF complex. Gene Ontology annotation, molecular function: translation initiation factor activity; ribosome binding; RNA binding. The record is from RefSeq and is a predicted model, not a curated record. The transcript is spliced from 6 exons. Bases 1 to 903 code for a protein of 300 amino acids.